CCAACAUGUUUAAGUGAGGAGGUCCCCUCACCACUCUUGUGCUUAUCGUGUGACGCCAAGACUGGCUGCCCAAAACCGGCCAUGAAUGCGGGGGAAACAGAAGCUAAGGGUUCUGGAAAUUCAAUUGCUGACCACCUUGCCUCUUGCCUUUCUCCUCCUUUGAUGCUUGCAGUUCUGCCGUCUCUAAGUGGAAGUGAUCCUAGCACUGAAACUGAUAAAUACACUGAGAAGUGAACACACUUCCGACUGGCCUGUUCUUUAACCCAUUCACUAUUCACUCAUUGAUUGUCGGGGCGCAUCUACUAUCAUGGGCGACUACGGACAAGAAGCGACAUCGCUCGAGACGCGAACACUAACCACCCCUCCUUCCACCGCUACUGAACCCGAUGAGAUCUCUGUGCUGGUCACAGGCUUUGGGCCAUUCAAAACGAACCUGGUCAAUGCUUCUUAUCUAAUCGCCUCAUCGCUCCCUCCUUCCUUCACAUUCUCCACCACCACCACCACCACCCCCGACUCAGCGCCUUGUCGCGUCUCAAUCCAUGUCCAUCCUUCUCCAAUUCCAGUUGCCUACUCGACCGUGCGGACGACGCUGCCCGUGAUCCUGGAAGAGUACGCCAAGGCACACGAUGGCCGACGCCCGGACAUCAUCAUUCACAUGGGCAUAGCGGCAACAAGGAACUACUACUCGGUGGAGACCCAGGCCCACCGCGACGCAUACCUCAUGUCCGACAUCAAAGGCCGAUCGGGCUACGAGGACGGCGAGCGUAUAUGGAGGGAGCUUGACUUGCCUACCGUUCUCACCGCGGGGCGUGCAAGUGCAUCGGUGCCAUCGGCGAAGAAGUACCUCAACGCUCAUCCACCCGACACCGACUUCCUGAUGGCGUGGCAGUCGUUUGCCGGUCCAGACACGGACGUUCGGAUCUCGAACGAUGCGGGACGAUACCUCUGCGAGUUCAUCUUCUACUCGAGUCUGUCGCUGGCCUACCAAGAGGGCCAGGAUCGGAAUGUGGUCUUCUUCCACGUUCCUGGUUCCUGCACUGAUGAGCAUAUUGCAGCUGGCAAGGACGCCGCCAUUGCGUUGAUCAAGGCUCUGGUGACGAGUUGGGUGGUCAGCGGUAGCAGCCCGGCCUAGGCGGAGUUAUUCGCAUGCUUCUAGCAUUUUAGACACAUUGGGAGGCAUUAUUGCAUUUGGCAUAGCCUAAUUUUACUACUUUCAUAAUGCAGUGGACACCGUCGGAAAUCCAGUGGAAAGGUCAGACAUGGCGUGGGCAGGAAGAAUUGUAGUUAGUGCUAAGCUUGAGCUGAGCUGCAAUCAAGGGAUCCAAAGAA
Aspergillus fijiensis CBS 313.89 is the source of this 1329-nucleotide messenger RNA. Its product is annotated as putative pyroglutamyl peptidase type I. NCBI's taxonomy places the organism in Eukaryota, Fungi, Ascomycota, Eurotiomycetes, Eurotiales, Aspergillaceae. Bases 308 to 1132 code for a protein of 274 amino acids. Gene Ontology annotation, biological process: proteolysis. The transcript is spliced from 2 exons. The record is from RefSeq and is a predicted model, not a curated record.